Molecule: messenger RNA, 1940 nt
Organism: Musa acuminata subsp. malaccensis (wild Malaysian banana)
Lineage: Eukaryota; Viridiplantae; Streptophyta; Magnoliopsida; Zingiberales; Musaceae
Product: protein IQ-DOMAIN 18-like
Molecular function (GO): protein binding
Source: RefSeq, a predicted model, not a curated record
CUAAAUAUAAAUAUAGAGAGAAAUAUCCGCCAAAAUCCAGUUUACAUGGUCGCAAAAGAAGGUUAGCCUCUCUCUGCCCCCAACAGGGAUUCACGCAGCAGGAAGCUGUAGGGCCUGAGGAGACAUCCGGAGCUCAUUCACUGUGACUGGCUUCGUGAAGCGAGUCAAGUUACUGUGCCCAAAGCCAAAGCCGGAAGACUGUCACCUUUGAUAAAAGAUUCCUUCCGACAUGGACGGGUGAAAGCGGAGUUCUGCCUUUCUCCUCCUCCUCCUUCUUCGCCUUUACUGUUGCGGCUGGAGAAUCGUUGGGUAACGGUGCGAAGAAGGGAGUAGGGUGUCAUGGGAAGGAAGGGGAGCAGCUCUUGGCUGACGGCGGUCAAACGGGCGUUUAUGUCGCCGUCUAAGGACUCCGAGAGGAAGACCUCGGGACAAGGAGAGGAAGAAGAGAAGCGGAAGAGGGAGAAGAGGAGAUGGAUGUUCCGGAAGCCGUCAACGCUCGAGCAACAGCAGCAGGCGAGGGCGCCGACGGUAGUCACGCCGGAGGAAAGGCACGCUAUUGCCCUUGCCGUGGCCUCCGCAGCGACGGCAGAGGCGGCGGUAGCGACGGCGCAGGCGGCGGCGGAGGUGGUGCGCCUCACCAGGCCUUCUGCGAGCUUCGUCAAGGAGCAUUACGCCGCCGUCGUCAUCCAAACCGCCUUUCGAGGAUACUUGGCGAGGAGGGCACUGCGGGCUUUGAAGGGGCUGGUAAAGCUGCAGGCCUUGGUGAGGGGUCACAACGUCCGGAAGCAAGCGAACAUGACGCUGCGGUGCAUGCAAGCUCUGGUGAGAGCACAGGCGAGGGUGAGAGAACAGCGCAUGCGGCUCGCCCAAGAGUCGGCGGCGGCGGUUUCUCGAGGUAGCAACAUCUCCUCCUUCAGCUGCGACACCUCUUUCUGGGACUCCAAGUACCUCCAGGAGCUCGCGGAGAGAAGAUCCAUGUCGAGAGAUGGGAGUAGCUUUGCUGAUGAUUGGGACGACCGCCCGAGAACGAUGGACGAGAUACAAGCGACGUUGCAACGCCGGAAGGAUGCUGCUCUCAGACGAGAGAGGGCGCUCUCCUAUGCCUUCUCUCAUAAACUCUUGAGAUCGGAUCGGAGCUCGUCGCGCCUUCUCGACGAAGACGUGGACGGCGAGGUGGCUUCGGCGGGAGAGCAGAGACCGAGCCGGUGGAUGGAUCGCUGGAUCGCCUCAAGGUCCUCUUUUGACAACAGAGCCAGCAGCAGGGCACGAGCCUCCGUUGGCUAUCGGGAUCCCAUCAAGACCUUGGAGAUCGACACCUCUCGACCCUACUCUUACUCCGCCCCCGCCAACCCUCGCCGCCAGACGCCGCCGUCCCCGCAGCCCGUCCCGCUCCACCGCGGUCACCACCACCGACACCAGACCCACUCGCCCACCACGCCCUCGCCCUCCGAGAUGCGACCUUUGCAAGUCCGCUCCGCCAGUCCCCGCUGCGGCCGGCAGGACCACAGGAGCAUCUCCACCGCCCAGACGCCGACCUACCACCCCGCGGCGUCGGUGCCGAACUACAUGGCGGCGACGGAGUCCGCCAAGGCGCGGCUGCGGUCGCAGAGCGCACCGCGACAGCGACCCGGGACGCCGGACCGGGAUCGGGCCAGCUCCGCCAAGAAGCGCCUCUCGUUCCCGGAGCCGGAGAACCUGCGGAGCCCAAGCUUCAAGAGCGCGGCGGCGAGGUUCGCCGGGGAGCCCCGCUCCAACGUGUCCUCGUCCUGCAACGACAGCCUCGUGGGCGAAGCGUCCCCGUCCUCGACGACGGACCUCCGGCGGUGGCUGCGGUGAGGAGGUGGCGCCGGCGGCACAGGGGACUCUGCUUUCUUUUUGGUUUGUUGUGUACGUUUUCUGUGGCUUCGCUUUUGUUUUGGCAGUGGAGUGGGAUUGGGGGA